AUGACUAGUGUAAAUGAGUUGAUGAAGGUAGGUCAGGAGUUAGGGUAUACAGAUGAGGCUUUGAGAAACUUUGUUAAAGAGGAGCAAGCCAGGGAGCGUGAAGAAAGACAUAAAGCUGAGAAGGAUAGGUUAGAAUUAGAAGCUAGGUUAGCAAAAGAGAAGUUAGAUUAUGAAGUCCAGAUUUCUAAGGAGAAGUUAGAAAUAGAGAUAGGAAUGGAAAGAGAGAAGUUAAGUAAUGAGGCUAGUGUUGCAAAGGAGAAGUUAGAUUAUGCUCGUCAGUUAGAAAGAGAGAAGGAGGAAGCAGAAGCUAGGAAGUUAGAUACAGAAUAUAAGAUGAAGAUAGAGUUAGAUAUGUUAGCUAGAAUUUCUAGAUACUUAGAUGGUUGGCUAAGAUUGAGUAAGGUGGAGAAGACUUAUGAAAAGUUGUUAGACUUCAUAGUAAGGGAUCAAUUUUUAGAUAUCUGCAAUAGAGAACUAUAUCAGAACCUUAGUAGUAAGAAGUUGUUUUCAGCCCGUGAAGUAGCGGAAGAUGCAGAUUUGUUUGCCAAGACUAGAGGAGGUCCGAAGUAUGUAGUGAAUCAUGGAAUUAAAGAAAGAGCUAAGCCUUAUGCACUGCCGAGUAGACCUGUAGAUAGAAAUCAAGGUAGUAGUUAUCGUAUGCAAAGAGGUAACGAUAGGCUGGUAAAUAGAGGUAGAGCAUCUCAGCAGUAUGAAGGUUAUAAAUGCACAUAUUGUGGUCGUUUAGGGCAUACAGCAUUUUUCUGUAGAAAUAAGGCUACAAAUAAAGCUAACGCAGCGGAAGACAUAGAACCGAAUUCAAUGAAUCCAAGUAAGAAUGAUAAUAGUUAUCAGGGUAAUAGAAGGCGAGGAGGUUAUAGAGGUAGGAGUAGAGGUAGAGGAAGAAAUAGAGAUGCAGAUUCGAAAAUUUCGAUGCCGAGAUCAGAUAGUGGUAGUAGUUUGAUAGAACUUGGGGAUUUUGAAGACGUAGGUACAGUUACUAUAAAUUCAUGUCCGACAACUAGAGGUAUAUGUAAUGGUAAAGCUAUAGUUGCAAUGAGAGAUACUGGGUGUACAUGUGUCAUAGUACGAAGGAAUUUGGUAAAUGCAAAUCAAUUGUUAGGGAAGUCCAGACGAUGUAAGUACAUUGAUGGUAGUGAGCACAGAUUAGAAAUGGCGUUAAUUGAUCUUGAUUGUCCGUAUUACAGGGGUACUGUAGAAGCACUAUGUGUAGAUAAUCCUACAAAUGAUGUAAUUAUCGGUAACAUAGAGGGUGCUGUAGAACCAAAUUUGAUUUUAGACAUCACUAAUGUAGAGUUUGUAGAGAAGCAGCAGGCAGAUAGGUCAUUAGAUGGAUGUAGAAAGAAAGCAGAGGAAGGUACUGUUAGAAACUGUAGAGGUAAAGGGCAAGUGAAGUUUCAGGUCAGGAAUAAGAUGUUGUUUAGAGAGUUUACGGCAGGAAAUGGUGACGUAAGUAGGCAGUUAGUAGUUCCUAAGGAUCUUAGGGAGACUGUGUUAAAAGUAGCGCAUGACUCGCUUUUGGCAGGACAUCUUGGUAUUAGGAAGACAAGUGAUAGAGUCUUGGGGGAGUUUUAUUGGCCAGGUGUUCUUGUAGAGGUUAGACGAUAUUGUCAGUCUUGUGAUAUUUGUCAACGUACUAUUUCUAAAGGUAGAAUAAGUAAGGUAACUUUAGGUAAGAUGCCUUUGAUUGAUACUCCUUUUAAGAGAGUUGCCGUUGACAUUGUUGGUCCGAUCGAACCUAUGACUGAUAGGAAGAACCGAUAUAUUUUGACCAUGGUAGACUAUGCUACCAGAUAUCCUGAAGCAAUUGCAUUGCCUAGUAUAGAGACUGAAAGAGUAGCCGAAGCAUUAGUUGACAUGUAUAGUAGAUUAGGUGUUCCAGAGGAAAUGCUUACAGAUUGUGGAUCACAAUUUACUUCACAAAUUAUGAAUGAGGUUAGUAGGUUGCUGUCUCUUAGACAGUUAACAACUACACCGUAUCAUCCGAUGUGUAAUGGUUUAGUGGAGAAAUUUAAUGGUAGUUUAAAGCAGAUGUUGAAACGGAUGUGUAGUGAAAGACCUACAGAUUGGGAUAAGUAUUUGAAUGCUAUGUUGUUUGCGUAUCGGGAAGUUCCACAAGAGAGUUUAGGAUUCUCGCCAUUUGAAUUGUUAUAUGGACGUAGUAUAAGAGGUCCAAUUACCAUUUUGAGAGAGUUAUGGUCAGGAAAAACAGAGAAUGACGAAGUUAAGACAACUUAUCAGUAUGUAGUUGAUUUGCAAGAAAGACUAGAAAGUACAUGUAAGAUAGCACAGCAGGAGUUAGAGAAGAGCAGUAUUAGAUAUAGAAAGUAUUACAACAGGAAAGCUAGGGAUAGAACUUUUAAGAAGGGAAGUAAAGUACUGGUUCUUAUACCUACAAAACGCAAUAAGUUGUUGUUACAAUGGAAAGGUCCAUUUGUAGUUUCCGAGGUCGUGAACAAAUUAGAUUAUCGGAUAGACAUAGGUAACAAUAAGAUCAAAACUUUCCAUGCCAAUAUGCUAAAGGAGUAUGUUGAAAGAAAUUUCGAACCAGAACGAGGUGCAUUGGCAAAGGUAAGUGCAGCUGUUGUAGAAGCGGAAAAUGGGUAUGAUAGAUUAGAGGAAGAUGAUAGUUUAGAAACAAGUUACCAAGAUGAUAGUGACAUAUUGUUAUGUCCAUUGAAGAAAGGUUCAGAGACAUAUAAAGAUGUUCAGGUCAAUCCUGACUUACAAACAGAUUGUAAGACUCAAAUUGCAACCUUGUUAAAGAAAUUUUCAGAUGUUUUAACAGAUAUACCCGGAAAUACGUCAUUAGUUCAGCAUGACAUUAAGUUGACUACGUCAGAACCGGUAAGGACUAAGGGUUAUCCUAUUCCUUUUCACUCACAGCAGAUAGUAAAGGAAGAAGUUGAUAAAAUGCUAGAGUUGGGAGUUAUCGAACCUUCUAAUGCUCCGUUUUCUAGUCCAAUUGUCCUUAUCAGGAAAAAGGAUAACACGAUUAGGUUCUGUAUUGAUUUUAGACAGAUCAAUAAAUGCACUGUAUUUGAUGCGGAACCGAUGCCCAAUAUGGAACAGAUAUUUUCGAAAUUAUCAAAAUACAGGUAUUUUUCGAAAAUUGACCUUAGUAAAGGAUACUGGCAAGUUCCUUUGUCUGACAAUGCAAAACCUUUGACCGCAUUUGAAACCCCGUCGGGACUUUUUCAAUUCCGGAAAAUGCCCUUUGGUUUAGUCAAUGCCCCUGCAACAUUCUGUAGACUGAUGAGAAAGGUUUUGAAAGAUCUAGAUCACUCAGAUAGUUUUAUAGAUGAUAUUUUGAUCUAUACAGUCACAUUGCCAGAGCAUAUCAAUGCAUUGUAUGAGUUAUUUACCCAAUUAAGAGAGUCUAGGCUUACUGCUAGACCGUCAAAUGUUUCAUAUGUUUUUGAAAAAUUGGAAUGUUUAGGUCAUAUGAUAGGAGGUAGUAAGUCCAUUGAGCCUGUUCUCAGUAAGGUCAAGGCAAUUCAGGAGACCGAGAGACCCACGACUAAGCGAGGAGUCCGGCAAUUUUUAGGGGUUGUGUCUUGGUACCGGAAGUUCAUCCCUAACUUUGCCGCCAUUGCUGUUCCGUUGACCGAUUUGACAAAAAAGUUUCAACCAAAUCGUAUUGAAUGGGGUGAAAGUCAGGAAAAGGCUUUUCAGACUCUUAAGGCUAGUUUGACCGGUCCGCCCAUUUUGAAAUUACCAGAUUUAGACAAGAUGUUUAUUCUCAGAGUUGAUGCUUCUGAUUGUGGAUUAGGAUCUGUAUUACUUCAAGAAAAGGUGAGGAGAAAUUUCCAGUAG
Molecule: messenger RNA, 3834 nt
Organism: Ruditapes philippinarum (Manila clam)
Lineage: Eukaryota; Metazoa; Mollusca; Bivalvia; Venerida; Veneridae
Exons: 4
Coding region: 1-3834 (1277 amino acids)
Biological process (GO): DNA integration
Molecular function (GO): nucleic acid binding; zinc ion binding
Source: RefSeq, a predicted model, not a curated record